Messenger RNA from Filobasidium floriforme, 2319 nucleotides. RefSeq lists its product as uncharacterized. The record is from RefSeq and is a predicted model, not a curated record. Gene Ontology annotation, molecular function: nucleic acid binding. Bases 68 to 2179 code for a protein of 703 amino acids. Gene Ontology annotation, cellular component: precatalytic spliceosome. The transcript is spliced from 8 exons. Gene Ontology annotation, biological process: mRNA cis splicing, via spliceosome. NCBI's taxonomy places the organism in Eukaryota, Fungi, Basidiomycota, Tremellomycetes, Filobasidiales, Filobasidiaceae.
UAUACAACCCCGAGCUCAAAGCUUAGCCAUUACCUAGACACUGAACGUGAUCAUUCCAUUAUCGACCAUGUCGUUAUUCGCCGGAACGAGUUUUGUAGCGGAUCCCAACAAGCCGGCGUCCGAGAACACAGCGAGCACGCCCACGGCCAUCGCCGCAACGAGUUCAGGUCACACUGGCGUACAAGAUGGAAGUACGACGAAUAAUGCAACAGGAACCAGCGGAGUAACUCGUCCAAUCGUAGGGGCUGGUACUGAGAUCCCGGUAUCCUCUUCGAGCACGGCCAAUAAGACGGGGUGGUCCGCUGCUCUUCGGUUCGCUCCGGCAGCUUCGAGGAAACCGAAAGCUGUUUCCAAACCUUCGACAUCCACGAAUACUACGACAACAGCGACGACCACGACAAUCCCUAGCGGCUUCAAACCUGUCUCUAUAAACGCACCUAGCACCUCCUCGACGUUCUUCGCGGCCCCAGUUGUCCUCGCUUCGGAACCGAAAGAGCCUGGGGUGCCGUCGACAUUGACUUUGGUGGACGGAAAGAAGACUUUCAAACCACCCUCGAUGACGCUAGAGGGUAUUAUACCCGGAGGAGGAGCGGGAAGUAAGAGAGGGCACCCGGGCGGGGAGGCCGAUGGGAGGGGGAAGAAACGUUGGAAGAAGAACAAAAAGAAACAAUUCGAAAUGCCCGUCCACAUCUUCCAGCCUCACGAGCUCUACAACCCCGCUGAACCCAACGAUUUGCAGCUGUACAAAGAGUACAGGAAGGCUAAGCGGGAGGAAACGAGGGUCAGACGUAAGGAGGAGGAAGAGAGGAAACGGAGAGGAAGUGAGAGUGAGGCGAGUUAUUAUUCGGAGGAUGAGCGGGAAGAGCAGGAGGUCAGGAGGGAUGCUCCUAGGACGUUUGCACCUCCCACAUCCUUCUACAAUAGCCAGCCUGGAGAACCUCCUGCGCCAAAUUACACAGAGACGGCUCCUCCGCCGGACGAAGUUGAUGCAGCUCGAAGGCAGGCGAUGCAAUAUAACAAGAACGAGACGGCGGAUGAGGCUUAUGCUAGGCGGUUGGCGCUUUCGCAGCCUCAAGCGCAGAUACAACCGGUACCGCAAUUUCAAGUGGGGACGGGGAUUGGGGUCGGGUCUGGAACGAACAGGGCGGAGACCGCCGAUGAGGCUUAUGCGAGACGGGUGGCCAUGUCAGCCGGCGGUGGAGGCGGCGGUUUGGGGUCAAGUGCUGGGUCUGGAACCGGAUACGGAGCGGGUUUGGGAGCCGGCGCGGGUGGGCCUCCAGCCUUUGUCAGACCGGCAAGUUCGAUCCCGACGUUCGUCGCUUCGAACAACACCUUGGUCCCACCUACAUCGAUGCCGCCUCCCUCCACGAGCUCUCCAGCGCCAGCAUUCGUUCCUUCUGCACCUGUUCCGAGUGCGGUCCCGGCGGAAGACAGGGCGGCUCAGAUACAACAACGUAUCGCUGCCGCCAAAGCUAUCGCCGAAAAGAUCGCUGCUCUCAAAGGUCCGCCGGCUGAAGAAGAGGUUCGGGCAGUGGUGAAAGAGGUCGAGGAAGUGAAAGACACGACGGGCAUGAGUGGAGAAGAUGUUGUGGCCAUGCUUGCCAAGGAGGUGGAAGCCAAGACCGGGUCGACCGAGGCGCCGACGGGGACAUUCGCAGAGAGGAUGAUGAAGAAGUGGGGCCAUCAAGAGGGUCAAGGACUCGGCAAACAAGGCGAUGGAAUCAUCCACGCCUUGGCGGCGGAAAACAUCGACGCAUCGAAAAAGAAGAGUCGAAGCGGAUGGGUUCAGGCGAGCUCGUCCAAGGGAAAACUGAUCAACUCGAAUCAAGAUACGAGGCGACAGGAGGACAAGGAGAAGUACGGAGAACCGAGUCAAGUGGUCUGUCUUUCGAACGUCUUGGCUAGUCCGGACAUGGCGGAUGAGGAUCUGCAAGCCGAUAUUGGCGAUGAGUGCGGGAAACAUGGAAUUGUCGAGCGAGUCGUCAUGCAUGUCGUUGAUCCACCACCAGCCGAGCCUUCAGACGGGUUCCGUAUAUUUGUCGUCUUUUCCGGCCUGGCAGGAGCUUGGCAGACCGUCAAGAUGCUCAAUGGCAGGAUGUUUGGCGGCAGAGAAGUGCGUGCGACGUACUUUGAUAAGGGUAGAUUCGAUCGAGGCGAUCGAUCGGGCCGUCUGUUGUAAAGAUUGUAGGGGAUGUGUCUUGUUUGUGUCUUGUUGAAGAUGUGGACAAGGACUCUCGGUGGAAAUUCGUUCCUCACCCAUGGAAUUUCCCUGAUACGUUCGCGCUGUAGAGGCGAACCAUCACGAGGCUUGACGGCACA